Messenger RNA from Tribolium madens (black flour beetle), 3383 nucleotides. Its product is annotated as glucose dehydrogenase [FAD, quinone]-like. The record is from RefSeq and is a predicted model, not a curated record. The transcript is spliced from 2 exons. NCBI's taxonomy places the organism in Eukaryota, Metazoa, Arthropoda, Insecta, Coleoptera, Tenebrionidae. Gene Ontology annotation, molecular function: oxidoreductase activity, acting on CH-OH group of donors; flavin adenine dinucleotide binding. The coding region runs from base 31 to 1992 and encodes 653 amino acids.
GCUUAGUUCAGUGUACGCCUUAGUGUCAGCAUGUCUUGGAUACCUCCGAAUUUAGCAGAAUCAUGUGCGGUGUAUACCAACCUUACCAGUUGCCAACCACCGACUUUUUUGUUCCUGCAACUCAUCACGCAAUUAUUUGGACAAUCUCUUGAUUCCGAAUACGACUACGGGCAAAGUGGUUACGAUUUUGGUUCAAAUAUUUACGGGUACCCCGGCAGUGAUGAGUAUCAUAAGCCGAGAGAACGAGAGUAUGAUUUUAUUGUGCUAGGUGCAGGAAGUGCAGGAUGUGUGCUGGCUAAUCGACUUACGGAAAUACCCUCAUGGAGUGUUCUGCUGUUGGAAGCUGGAGACGAAGAACCAGAAGUGGCCGACGUACCCGCAUUUGCCCCCGCUUUGCAACAGUCCAGUAUCGACUGGGGUUUCUCGACCCAACCUGACCCUAAUAGUUGUCUUGCCCGCCAGAAUGGGCAAUGUUCUUGGGCAAGAGGUAGAGUGAUGGGUGGGUCCUCCACAAUCAACUAUAUGAUCUAUAUCCGAGGAAACCCUCGAGACUAUGACGAAUGGGCUGAAGCGGGCAAUCCUGGUUGGUCCUGGAGAGAAGUCCUUCCUUAUUUCAUGAAAUCUGAAGAUAACCACAACAUUGAUACUGUAGAGCGCCAGGCGCAUGGGGUUGGGGGUUAUCUCAGCGUCGAAAGAUUCCAAUAUCAAGAAUCUAACGUUCGUUCGUUGUUUGAAGCCUUCCAAGAGUUGGGACUACCUGUCAUUGAUCAAAACGCCGGAAGACAAAUUGGAACUAUGAUGCUUCAAACCACGACAAGAAGUGGAAGACGAGAGAGUGCAAAUCUUGCGUUUAUUAGACCUAUUAGGAGGAAACGAAAGAAUUUGACUAUUGAGACUAAGGCUUACAUUAUUAGGGUGCUCAUUGACCCCCAUACCAAGGUCGCGUUUGGUGUGGAGUAUGAAAAAAAUGGAAAAUUAAUUCAAGUUAGAGCAAGGAAAGAAGUUAUUGUCUCCUGUGGGACUAUUAUGACGCCCAAAGUUUUGAUGUUGAGUGGGGUUGGCCCAGCCCAUCAUUUACAAAAUUUCGGUAUCCAAGUUAUCAAAGAUCUUGCAGUGGGUUACAAUUUGAUGGAUCAUCCAACCACCGAUGGUGUUUUGUUGCAAAUAAACAACGAAUCAGCUACACUUGUACCACCGGAGCAAGUAACUCGCGAUGUUUUCUACUACAGAGAGGAACAAGCGGGUCCUUUAUCCUCGACAGGUCCUUUGCAAGUAAAUACUUUCGUACAAACAAAGUACGAGUUAGAACCUGGGCGACCUGACAUGCAAUAUUCUAUUGAUACAGCAAAUGUUGUAGAUUACGUAACUGAUCUACUUUUGGCUUCCGGGACUAAAGUCUACCCUCUUGCUUAUUAUAACGGUUUUAUCAUUCGUCCAAUUUUGCUCAACCAGAGAAGCAGAGGUGUUAUUAAAUUGAAUAGUACUGACCCCAUUUAUGGUUACCCUCUAAUUUACUCAAACACAUUUAACGAGCAAAUAGAUGCUUUGACGAUGGUUGAAGGAAUUAAGCAAAGUUUGAAUUUACUCAAAACUCGCGCCAUGCAAAGACUUGGAGUGAGUUUGAUAACUACACCUGUGGCCGCCUGUGAUGGAUAUUCGUUUGGUACUGAUGACUACUGGUUGUGUUUAGUCCGAUCUUAUACUAGUACCAUGUACCAUUAUGCUGGUACUUGUAAAAUGGGACCGAAACAUGAUCCUUUUGCGGUAGUUGAUCCGAAAUUGCGAGUGUAUGGUAUUAAAAAUUUGAGAGUUAUUGAUACUUCAAUUAUGCCCAGAGUUACUAGAGGUAACACAAAUGCUCCUACGAUUAUGAUUGCUGAGAAAGGUAGUGAUUUCAUUAAGGAGACGUGGUUGAAGAAAAAAUUUUCCAUUCCAAAAAUUCCAAAAAUGGAUUUUAAACAAAUGAUUAAAACGUUUUUCUUUAAUCAUUAAUUGAUUUUUUUUAUUCAAAAAGAGGCUUAAAGGGUGUUUUGUGAACGUCAUUUGCUUCUAACAUAUCUACACAAAAUAUUAGAUGCAUUAAAAAUGUCCGCACUUUUAAUUUUACACCGGUUAACUAAAUUGAUUGGAUUAAACAAUAUAUGUAGUAAUAGUUAAUAUAUGUUUCAACACUUUUUUAUAUAAAUUAGAUUUUAAUGUGAUUAAUUAUUAAAAUUAAAAUUCAUAUUGACAUUUAUACUGCAUCUAUCUUACCAACAGAUGGGUCAGAUUAUAAAAUACAAAAAUUUUGUUAUUUUUAUUUGACCGCAGUUCUUUGUUUAUAUUUUUUAAGCAAUAUUGUAAUAUUUAUUCACCAGCAACGAUAAUCAAUGAUGCAAAAAGAAUUUAUAUUGGGAAAAGAAAUUUACGGUUUGUGUUUUUCUAGAGUAAGUGAUUGUCAUUUUCAUUUAAUUAGUUUCUAAAUAUUUUCUAAUUUUGUCAUUUGUAAAUACUAUUUUCUUGCCUUACCAAGGUUUUCUCAAAACUCGUUAGUAAUGGUAAAAUACCAUUUUAUUUAGUUUUGGAUAAAACAAAUAAACUACAGCACUCUAAACGACUAACACCGUUUUAGUCUAUUUUUUAGACUGCUUUAAUUAAACAUUUUUUUCAAAAUAUUUCUAAAUAAAAUAGUAUUUAAAUAACAAAUGAUUGUACAAAAUUAUUUAAAAGAAAUGCGCGUUUAUUUAAUAUAUGAUAAAGGUUAAAAUUUGUUUAAUUUAGCACAAAAUAAUUACUGAUCCAUCUGUUAAUUAACUUAUUUAUUUAUUCAGGUUUUGUAUCAUUUAAAACGUUAUUUAACACACAAAACAUAUUUUGUUUUAAGUAACUUAUUUUUUAUAGAAACUCUAAUCAUCGCAGUUACCAAUAAUUCCAGUUUAAUAUUUGAGCACCAAUGUAGAAGAGAGUUUAUUAAACUAAAACAAGCUUUUGUGAAUACGUUUCCAGGUUCAACAUGAUUUAAAAUGAAAACAGUAGCCACAAAUUACGAGUAAAAAUAUGUUUCUAAUUAUUAUUCAUCUUUAUUAAUUUUAAAUCAAGUUGUACCUAAAUAAGCGUUUUUAUUGUUACCAUUUUUUAGUUAGAGAUAGAGAUAGAGCUUAAUGUGCUAAAGUCAUUUAAUGUAGCUUUGACUUAAAAACUAGUAAUUUUUUAAGUCAUCUGGUUGUUUUUGGUUAUGCAUGUAUAUAAUAAUCUUUACUUUAAUAUUUUAAGAAACUACCAAAUGUGUUAUCAAGUCAACAGUGUAGUCGAACUAAGCAUCAAGUAGAAUAGAGUUGUUACAGAUCCUAUUGUAUUGUUAUAUUUCUAUCUUGUAAAUAAACAAGUUUAUUUAAUAAAAACUU